Molecule: messenger RNA, 1009 nt
Organism: Thrips palmi
Lineage: Eukaryota; Metazoa; Arthropoda; Insecta; Thysanoptera; Thripidae
Product: lateral signaling target protein 2 homolog
Exons: 4
Coding region: 197-1009 (270 amino acids)
Cellular component (GO): early endosome membrane
Source: RefSeq, a predicted model, not a curated record
UUGUUGUUCUUGAGUCAGUCGAGUUCAUAACAUGGCUGCCAUGCGAUGAUUCGUAAGUCGCGUAGUUUACGGACGUGUUUAUGAUUCAUCUCGGUGCUUUCCUUCGCUCCCUCUGCCCUAAAUGUGCUCAAAAGAGGACGUCGGUUGGUGUUCGUAGUGAGUUCGUCCGCGAGCACCCACUGAUCGACGUGCAAUUAUGGAAUCACUGAGAAAAUGGUUUUACAAGCCCAAGAGAGACGACACGUCGCUGCUCGCGCAGUUCUUCUACGCCGACGAGGCGCUCAACAUCGUGGCCGCGGAGCUGGACAGCUUCGACGGCCGCAAGGACCCUGAGCGCUGCUCGGUGCUGGUGAACCAGCUGCGGCAGUGCCAGGACAAGGUGCUGACGAUAUGCAGCCGCAUCAUGGACCAGGUCAUCCCGGACGAGCGCGCCGACCGGGACUUCCGCGUCAAGUUCCCCGACGACGUCAUGCAGGAGAACCUGGCCGGCCAGCUGUGGUUCGGCGCGGAGUGCCUAGCUGCAGGAUCAAGCAUAAUGAACCGGGAGACCGAGUCGUCCCUCAUGCGGCCCCUCGCCAAGGCACUGACGAAAUCGCUGGAGUAUGUGCGGAACCUGCUGCGUGAGCAAAGCUUGCGCGGCGUCUCCUCGCUGCAGAGCGAACUGUACGCCGCCGACCGGCUCAAGGAGGCGCUCAAAGACUUCGACCGCUUGUUUGCCAAGUUCGAGCUUCGCUACGUCAGUGCCAUGGUGCCUGUCAAAAGCCUGCAGGAGUAUGAGUUUCAGCAGUUAAUAGUUGUUCUAUUUUCUGAGACUUUACAGAGAGCGCUUGACAUGAACUUGCUCACUCAAGAAAUGGUGGACGUGUACGACCCUGCCCUCAUGUUCACUAUUCCUCGCCUUGCUAUUGUGUCUGGGCUUCUAAUAUUUCCUGAUGGUCCCUUCUGUUUGGAUCGAACACCUACCCACAUGUCGGAAAUGUUCAGACCUUUUAGAGUGAGUUUGUCUUAA